Durotheca rogersii is the source of this 468-nucleotide messenger RNA. RefSeq lists its product as uncharacterized. NCBI's taxonomy places the organism in Eukaryota, Fungi, Ascomycota, Sordariomycetes, Xylariales, Xylariaceae. The transcript is spliced from 2 exons. Bases 1 to 468 code for a protein of 155 amino acids. The record is from RefSeq and is a predicted model, not a curated record.
AUGAACGACAGCUCCCUCCCCGCGGACCCGGCGCCCCGGGGCGGCGCCAUCCUGUACGUGCUGUUCGCGGUGGCGUCGAUAUACCUGGCGGUGUACUGGGGCCCGCUGGUGCGGGAGGCUCUGGCCAGGGUCGGGCCGCGGCCGCUGCUGCUGCCGGAGGAGGAGGAGCAGGAGGAGCAGGCCAGCCGCUCGUGCUGGGCGGCCGCCCACCGCCACUACCACCGCCACAGCCCUCGCGUAUUCGAUAUCGAGCCCCACGCCUCCCUCGCCCAGCUCCGGCGCGGCCCCGACUGGAACCGCCGCGCCCGGCGCUCCCCCACCCCCACCCCCGCUGACUUGCCUCGCUUGCCGUCCGUGGUGCCGCCGUCGCUCUUUGGCGUGCGGCGGGGCUGGGACAAAAAUCCGGACUCGAUGGAGGUGCCCCUCCAGUCUAACCGGGAAUUGCUCGCCGUGCAAAGUGCGUUGUAG